Messenger RNA from Cryphonectria parasitica EP155, 705 nucleotides. RefSeq lists its product as uncharacterized. The transcript is spliced from 3 exons. Lineage: Eukaryota; Fungi; Ascomycota; Sordariomycetes; Diaporthales; Cryphonectriaceae. The record is from RefSeq and is a predicted model, not a curated record. The coding region runs from base 1 to 705 and encodes 234 amino acids.
AUGGCCUCUCCCACAGAAUACCAGGGCGGCGUCUACGCAUUCCUCAAGGCCCGUAAGGAACAACGGCUCCGGGAGCUUCGAAACUGCUGGCACGCCGUGUCCUUGCGCCUCGCCGCCUGGCAGCCCGCCCUCGAGGGCUACUACGACGCCGAAGAAGACACCGCCGAGAAGUGGGUGGCCUUCCUGCGCGCCUCCCCCGCCUUUGAAGCCCUCGCCCGCUUCUUUUCCCUCUGCAAGGCCCUCCUCAGCCCCCAUCGCUCGCCUCCCGAGCUGCUGGCCGCCUCUCCCAACGGCGUGGACCCCACACCCCUCCUGGCGUCCUCCGACAAGCCCUCAGGUCAUCAAGGCCACGAUCACGAAUCGGACCAGGACCAAGACGAACCCCCUCAGAACAACGCGACGGAUCUCUCCUGGCACGACGAUGACGACCACCAUCGCCGCCAAGAGAACCACCCGAAGGAUGACGACGACGACGACGCCGCCAUCGCCGUCACCACCACCCCGACCCGGCACUAUGAGGACCACAAAGAGUGCCGGAAGCAAGAAGAGGACGCCUACACCUGCCUCUACGCUUCCAGUCAGUCCUCAGAGCCCCGCUACUCACUUGGGCCGCCGCAGCAGCGUCCGCAUUGCACCUCGCGAGCAGACGACCACCACCUCUGGUCCACCAAAGGGCCGGGUGCAGAAGCCCUACAGGCAAGCUGA